Molecule: messenger RNA, 948 nt
Organism: Guillardia theta CCMP2712
Lineage: Eukaryota; Cryptophyceae; Pyrenomonadales; Geminigeraceae
Exons: 3
Coding region: 1-948 (315 amino acids)
Biological process (GO): chromatin organization
Cellular component (GO): histone deacetylase complex
Molecular function (GO): histone deacetylase activity
Source: RefSeq, a predicted model, not a curated record
AUGCAUCCUGAAUGCCCACAGAGGGUGGAUCGCAUGUGGGAGGAGAUGCGCAAACAGGGGAUCGCUGACUCGUGCACGGUCCUCGAGAAUCGUCUUGCUGAGGACAAGGAGAUCGAGCUGGUGCACGAUAAGAAUUAUGUGGAAUCCAUCCUGUCAGGGAGCCCAGAGAUCGAUGGUAGCACUUACUUCCAUAAGAAGGACUCGGCCUCUGCGAAUGCGGCCAGGUCGGCUGCUGGCGCCGUGAUCGAUGCGGUGGAGGCUGUGUGCAAAGGAGAGGCGAGGAACAGCUUCUGUGCUGUCAGGCCACCGGGACAUCAUGCUGAGAGGGAUCGCAUGAUGGGAUUCUGCAUAUUCAACAGCGUCGCCAUCGCUGCGGAGAAGGCGAAGAAAGAUUGGGGCUGCAACAAGGUGUUGAUCUUCGACUGGGACGUGCACCAUGGUAAUGGAAUCCAACACAUCUUCUACGAGGACCCCAGCGUCCUUUAUAUCUCCAUCCACCGAGGAGGUAUGGAUAAGUCUUUCUUCUACCCCACCACGGGCACAGCAGGGGAGGUUGGCAGGGGAGAAGGGAGAGGGUUCAACGUUAACAUUCCGGUGGAGUUUCCUGGGGUCGGAGAUCCCGUCUACUCCGUCGCCAUGGAGCGGAUCGUUCUACCCAUCGCUCAUGCCUUCAAGCCGGACAUCGUCAUCGUCAGCGCCGGGUAUGACGCUGCCGGUGGCGACCCCCUCGGCGGGAUGAACGUCAGCCCGGCCAUGUUCCGGAAGAUGACGAAGCAGAUGAUGGAAGUGGCCAACCAGCAUUGCGAUGGCAAGAUCGUGUUGGCGCUGGAGGUGCCCUCCUGCUGCAACCCCCCUCCCCCUCGCCAUUGUGGCCACUCACACCGUGCGCGCAGGGAGGCUACGAUGUCGAUGUCACUGCGGACUGUGCGGUUGAAUGCCUCAAGGUGA